AAGAGAAAACAAUACUUCAAAAUGGCGGCGCCGAGUUGUGAGAAUGUGCCCACGGUCUUCAUUGAGGUUCGUCAACAAAUUCGUGCAGUGCAGGUUGUUUUACAGAUACAGACCUCGUGUGAUGAAGACAAACCCUGCCAGGAUAAGUGUCAGAUCACACCAAGUACUUUCCAAGUUGAAGUUCUUCCUCACUCCCUGAACAUAAAUUUAUGGUCUGAUAAAUCGUGUGAUGUCUUCCAGCUGAAUGGAAUUAAACUUCUUCCUAAAACCUGCAACGGACUUCACUGGGUACCUGAGGAGGGUCUCCAUAUGAGGUUGCAGGUGGCGGAGGGUCACUCUAAAGACACCAGGGAGGUUUCUGAAGCCAGAGAGAAAGAAGAAUGUGGAUUCUUGAGCCAGGCUUCCUGUAUCCUCACAUGUGGGAUGUGCAGAGCCAAGAUUGCAUUGAAUCAAUGCACGUUUGACAGAGUUCUCCCACUUCCCUCUGAGAACUGGAGAGAGCUGUCUGAGAAUUGGUGUUGCCAUGGUAACAAAGAGACGGGGCGGUUUGCAAACCAGUCGCUAUUGCCGUCGGACUCGGACUGCCUGGUGGGUGCUCUAUACAUUCUUUUGCAUCCCAGCAUGCUAUGCAAGGAGGCUUUUAUACUAAGGCGGCUGAAGACUGCAGAUGCUCCUGUCACACGAAAGGAGUCGUCGUUGUCUCUUCUAUGCAGGCGAUGCCGCUCUUCACUAGGAGAAGGUUUAACAAAAGGUGCUGAUAGUAUACAACGGGGUCAAGAGUGGCAGGCAAUCCACAGCGUCAAGUUAUUCAAACAUAGUCUUCAUAUACGAUCAUGUGAUGAACAACUCAACCUCAGGAAUUCCUUUAGUUGCUAUAACACCGAAACCUACCUCGCCCAGCACUUAGCCUCUUUGAGUCAGAUGCAUGCCACAUUCAAAUUCAUCAUUGAGAAGGAGGCUAGCCAGCAGCAGUGUCUACUGGUAUGGUUACUGAGUGCAGACACCUUGCUACUCACCAGUGAUGCCCUCCCACUUGGCCAGCUCGGCAACCAUUUCCAUGGCAAUCAAUCUCUACCAUCAUGUUGCAGCUCAUCAUCAUUUAAAGCAGCAGGCCGGGAUAAAUGUUGCUGCACCCCUCGGCAAAGAGUCAAGACGCACGACAUGAACGCUCAUAAGAUUGUCAAGGUACUCUACCAGACUCAGUGGGACCAAGAGUGGAAAAGUGUGUAUCAACAGUGGAGUAAAGAUCUAUCUAUACAAGCGGUACCAUUGCCCAAGACUACCUGCUUGGAGUUAAUGAUGUUAUUAGCAGAUAGCAACCAGCACACACCCGCCUCUCUUAGGCAAAUGAAUGGCUUUAAGGUUGGAUACUUGCGCCUUUGACCGAGAUUAUCCCGGUUUAGCACUCGAGUUCAUCCGAUGGUAUGUUUUUGCCCCGGCAGUUUACUCCGUCACCUGGUCAAUUUAACUAUUUUUCUUUCUUCUCAUUUUCGAAGGGAAAUGUCAUAGAUGCUUAUAGGUUGAAAACCUUCACUGUAUAGGCUAGUGUAGUUACUGUAGCCGUCAUAUUUCUCUAUUAGAAUCAGUUCCACUGUAAUCAGGCUAGCACGAGACUUCACACCGGGACGAAGAUGGGCGAGAUUUGAAGAACUCUCUCCGCGGUGGUGAAGUUGAUAGCGAGAAGUCCCCUCGAUCCACUAAAACAAAAUAAGUAGUCCCGGCCGAUGUCCUAUGCGUUCCGCCCAGUAUAGAAUAAAAAUCAUGAUAAUCCGCCCAGUAUAGAAUAAAAAGUAUGGCCAAGCUAUCAAAGAACAUAGUCUACUCAGCAAAGUAGAACCGAACCGAAU
This is a messenger RNA of Asterias rubens (European starfish), 1847 nucleotides long. Its product is annotated as E3 ubiquitin-protein ligase E3D-like. Gene Ontology annotation, biological process: protein monoubiquitination; protein polyubiquitination; protein autoubiquitination. Gene Ontology annotation, cellular component: cytosol; nucleus; ubiquitin ligase complex. The transcript has 10 exons. Lineage: Eukaryota; Metazoa; Echinodermata; Asteroidea; Forcipulatida; Asteriidae. The record is from RefSeq and is a predicted model, not a curated record. Gene Ontology annotation, molecular function: cyclin binding; ubiquitin conjugating enzyme binding; ubiquitin protein ligase activity. Bases 22 to 1383 code for a protein of 453 amino acids.